Trichomonas vaginalis G3 is the source of this 387-nucleotide messenger RNA. RefSeq lists its product as uncharacterized. The coding region runs from base 1 to 387 and encodes 128 amino acids. The transcript has a single exon. NCBI's taxonomy places the organism in Eukaryota, Parabasalia, Trichomonadida, Trichomonadidae. The record is from RefSeq and is a predicted model, not a curated record.
AUGUACGACUACAUUUACUAUGACUCUUUCCCAGAACGUUUCCGUGAACUAUUCAAAACUCAAGUAAAACUGAGAAACAUGCAUUUUAACAAAGACAGACCCAUUGACGAUGAAAGAAACCCUGAAUAUAUUACAAUCCCUUAUGACGCAAAGUUCAUUGCAUACAUUCCUUAUGGUCGCAGAGGAACGAAAAUUAUUUCUGGAGCGAUGAAGAAAAUUGCCUUAUCUACAUAUUGUACAAAAGAAGGUUGGACUGGAUUUGAGCUCUACAUAUACGACGACGAUGGAAACAGACGUUGUGUAUACCCAUACGAUAAUAUGUACCAUUGUUUUCAUCAAGCAUUAAACGAAUACAUAGUCAGUAAGGGUCUCAUUCCUGUUGAGUAG